Messenger RNA from Penicillium diatomitis, 3954 nucleotides. RefSeq lists its product as uncharacterized. The record is from RefSeq and is a predicted model, not a curated record. Gene Ontology annotation, biological process: intracellular calcium ion homeostasis. Gene Ontology annotation, molecular function: ATP binding; ATP hydrolysis activity; ATPase-coupled monoatomic cation transmembrane transporter activity. NCBI's taxonomy places the organism in Eukaryota, Fungi, Ascomycota, Eurotiomycetes, Eurotiales, Aspergillaceae. The transcript is spliced from 21 exons. Gene Ontology annotation, cellular component: membrane. The coding region runs from base 1 to 3954 and encodes 1317 amino acids.
AUGAUCAACCGUCCACCGUCCCCGACGGGGACAGGUCCCAUGGACCUUUCGGUCUCGAUGUCUCGACCGAGUCGCCGCAGAGACUCGCUUCGAAGCAGCGUGAGCGUAGUGUCUGACGUAGAGAUGGCUCGCAAUGAGGUUUUCGACGGACCCAUCUCAGAGAGUAUUCCGUCAAGCGUCGUUUCCUUCUCUCAUCGUCGCAAGCGCGCCGACUCCAAUGUGAGCUUCACAUACUUUCAAGACGAGGAAGAUUUCGCCGAGUGGUCCAACGAAGACGCAGUCGACGUCGAGAGCGACGGGGAGGAACAGUCAGUCGACGGUCUGAAUGGCGCGGAUCUCGAGUCUCACCGGAGCUCCUUCGCCUCGAAGCGACUAUCGCGAGAUUCGGUGGAGCGUCCUUUGCUCUCGCGAUUUCUGUCCGCAAGCUCAUAUGGCCGCGAUAGACGGACAGGUGGUCGACUGAACCAAAAGGUCUAUAUUGCGUCGGAAGAUCUGACGGCUGUCUUUGCGGGAUUUUCGACCAGUGCGAUGGGAUAUGCAAUCUAUUUGAUGUUGUGCCUCGUCACAGGUGGACUAGGCUAUUUGGUGUUCCGAUGGCUUCCUCGUUGGCGCGUCAAGCUCGUUGGGAAGUCGAUGCCACUAGGCAAAUGCCAAUGGGUCGCGAUCGAGGACCAAUGGAACCAAUUCAUGGUCCAAAGAAUCGACAGGCAAGAAUACGGCCGGCCAUUGUCGACAGUCUUCGUUGAUCCGUCCGGACAUGUCUUCGACGAAGAUAGAGACCCAAACAUGGAAUACCUCCGAUUUCUCGAUUACAGACAUAUGCGUUUUUGCUAUCAUCCUACAGAAGACAAGUUUGAUCUGAUCAGCGGCUGGAAAGACCCAUCAUGGAUUAAUGCAAAGGCUAUGCGAGCAGGUCUGGAUGCUGAGGAUCGUGACAGCAGGGAGCAGGUCUUUGGUCAGAACGUCAUUGAUAUACAACAGAAAACGGUCCCUCAGCUCCUGGUCGAUGAGGCAUUCCAUCCUUUCUAUAUGUUCCAAGUGGCCAGUCUCGUCCUUUGGUCUAUGGACGAAUACUACUAUUAUGCCAUCUGCAUCUUCCUCAUCUCGGUCUUCAGUAUCGCGACGACCGUGUUGGAGACGAGAUCUACUAUGCGUCGUCUACGAGAGAUCUCACUAUUCGACUGCGAUGUGCGUGUUUUGAGGAAUGGAUUCUGGAGAUCGGUCUCUUCGCAAGAUCUUGUCCCCGGCGACGUCUUUGAAUUCUCAGAUCCUUCGUUGAACCAAGUGCCCUGCGAUUGUAUACUUCUGUCUGGUGACUGUAUUGUAAAUGAAAGCAUGCUUACAGGCGAAUCUGUACCUGUAUCGAAGAUACCUCUGACCGACGACGCUUUGACCUACCUUGAUCUUAGUGCACCCUCAAUUCACCCAGAAGUUGCCAAGCAUUUCCUCUUCAGUGGGACUAAGGUUAUUCGAGCGCGGCGUCCGCAGAAUACGGAAGACGAUGAGGCUGUCGCCUUGGCCAUCGUAAUGAGAACUGGAUUCUUGACCACCAAGGGUGCUCUUGUUCGCUCCAUGCUCUUUCCCAAGCCGUCGGGUUUCAAAUUCUACCGAGACUCGUUCCGAUACAUUGCGGUGAUGGGCAUUGUCGCUCUGCUUGGUUUCGUCGCGUCUUUUAUCAACUUUGUCCGACUUGGCCUUGCCUGGCAUCUGAUCAUCGUUCGUGCACUUGACUUGAUCACAAUCGUCGUUCCGCCUGCCCUGCCAGCGACACUCACCAUUGGUACCAACUUUGCACUAUCUCGGCUGAAGAAGCAAUCGAUCUUCUGUAUCAGCCCACAAAAGGUCAAUGUUGGUGGUAAGCUGGACGUUGUCUGUUUCGAUAAAACAGGUACUCUCACGGAAGAUGGUCUGGACGUGCUUGGUGCGCGCGCGGUCGGUGAGAACAAGAGAUUCUCCGACUUGCUCUCUGAAACAUCAGCGGGAGUGCUGCUCCCCCCACCAAACCGGGACUCUCCAUUUGAUCUCGAGAAGCAGCGCAAAAUUGUGUAUACUAUGGCCACAUGUCACUCUCUGCGAGUCGUUGAUGGCGAGCUGCUGGGUGACCCCCUGGACGUGAAGAUGUUCCAAUUCACUGGAUGGACCUACGAAGAGGGCGGUGGUCAUGCGUCGGAGCAGACGAGCCCCAAGUUCGACAAUAUCACACCAUCGGUCGCAAAGCCUCCGGUUACCCACGGUGGCAAUCUGCAAUCAAACGGGGCAAAUGCUACUGUCGAGCUUGGUGUUUUGCGAAGCUUUGAAUUUGUCUCACAAUUGCGUCGUGCGAGUGUGGUUGUGAGACAAUUUGGAGAUAACGGCGUCAAUAUAUUUGUGAAAGGUGCACCUGAGAGCAUCAGGGACAUCUGUAUACCUGAGUCUCUUCCCGCCGAUUAUGAGGAACUGCUGAGCCACUACACGCACAAGGGUUAUCGAGUCAUUGCCUGUGCGACCAGAUAUGAGCGCAAACUUAGCUGGAUGAAAGUGCAGAAGUUGACACGCACGGAAGCCGAGAGUAAUUUGGAAUUUGCAGGCUUCAUCAUCUUCGAGAACAAGCUGAAGAGCACCACCACUGAUGUGAUCGCUGAAUUAAAUCAAGCAAACAUUCGAAACGUUAUGUGCACGGGUGAUAAUAUUCUGACCGCAAUCAGCGUUGCGCGAGAAUGCAAGAUGAUUGGGGCUGAUGAGCAGUGCUACAUUCCUCAUUUGAUCGAUGAACCGGGACUUGAAACGAAAACAUCGAUUAUCUGGGAAAGCGUGGAUGACCCCGAUCUCAGACUUGAUUCGCGAACACUUCUGCCUGCCCUGGACUCCGAAACGGACGUUUCAAUUCCUGCCAAUUCGCUGAAGGAUCAGAAGUAUUGCGUUGGUGUGACGGGAGAUGUCUUCCGGUGGAUGGUCGACUAUGGCAACGAGGACGUCCUGAACAGGAUGCUUGUUAUCGGCAAAGUCUUUGCGCGAAUGUCACCCGACGAAAAGCAUGAGCUGGUCGAGAAGCUUCAGUCAAUCGAUUACUGCUGCGGUUUCUGUGGAGACGGCGCGAAUGAUUGCGGUGCAUUGAAGGCUGCCGAUGUGGGAAUAUCCCUGUCUGACGCCGAAGCGUCCGUGGCUGCGCCUUUCACAAGCCGGCAAUUUGACAUUUCUUGUGUGCCUAAAAUGAUUCGCGAGGGACGUGCGGCUCUUGUGACCAGCUUCUGCUGCUUCAAGUUUAUGAGCUUGUAUUCCGCGAUUCAAUUCUCUACCGUCAGCUUCCUAUACACAUCAGGUUCCAAUCUUGGCGAUUUCCAGUUCCUCUUCAUUGAUCUUGCAUUGAUCAUGCCAAUUGCUAUCUUCAUGGGAUGGACCGGACCGUACCCUAUUCUCUCACGCAAACGGCCUACGGCCGAUCUUGUCUCUCGGAAAGUCUUGACGCCUUUGCUGGGACAAAUCAUCAUGGUAGUCCUUGGCCAGCUGGUCAUUUUUAAGACGGUUCAGAUGCAGCCAUGGUAUCUCCCUCCUCAGCUUGACGUCGACAAAAGCAACAUCCAGAACUCGGAGAACACGUCAUUAUUCUUGUUCUCUUGUUUCCAGUACAUUUUCACCAGCGUUGUGCUCAGUGUUGGUCCACCGUUCCGGCAACCCAUGACCAAGAAUAUUCCCUAUCUGUGUACCAUUAUCAUUGCCCUUGCAGUUGCGGCUUACAUGCUCUUCCGUCCAUCGGAGUGGGUGCGGGACGUGAUGGAGCUCACGUUCUUGUCCGACGGCUUCCGUGGCUGGAUCGUGGCGUCGGCAAUUACCUUGUUUGCGAUUGCAUGGACGUCCGAGGCUACUUUCUUCCCUCGGUUGGCUCGUAUUAUCGGUCACCUUCGAGCUCGUCUCCAGCCCAAUUACCAGAAAAAGCGCCGCCAGUACAAGGUUCUCCUUGAGCAAAUGCGGGCUUGA